AUGCUCUGCAGUUCAUGUCGAAGUGUGCCUAGCCUGGAUCUGAGGGUCAACCGCUACACGCCCGAACCCCUGUGGGCCCGGCCCCCCGACAGGGAGACCCGCCGAGCAAAGCAGCGGCAAGUCGGUCGCGUGCCUAUCCUUCGGGCGCGUGUGGUGAUCUGGGAGCUCUCGAGUGAAAAUCUUCGUCUUGGCGGAGAGGGCUUGGCUCCGGCGCAGUGCUUUAUAUUCAACAACCCUGCCAAUGACAGGAUGGAUCGAAGGGUGUGGCCGCCGGCGCUCAAGGAGUUGUUCUUCGGGAUGAUGUUCGACAGCCCGUUGGAGAAUAUGGUGUGGCCGUCGUCGCUGGUGAAGAAUCUCAGCUUUGGCUGGCUGUUCGACCAGCCGAUGGACCUCGUCACCUGGCCUACAUCCCUCACGGAAUUGUGGAUCGGGCGGAGCUUUAACCAGCCCGUCCAUCAAACCGUGUGGCCUCCGUCUCUUGAAUUGUUCAAGUUUGGGAGAUACUUCGACCAGCCUUUAGACGAAGUCGCCUGGCCGUUUCCUUGGCCAGCAUCGCUUCAGAGUAUGCUAUUUUUAGGCAUGGUGAGGAACGCUUCUAUCGACCGCGUGGUGUGGCCCGAGUCACUCAAUAAUUUAGGGUUGGGAGAGGGCUUCAACCAGUCACUAAAUGGGGUCACUUGGAACGCAUCGCUUCGGCACCUGGACCUGGGCGAUGACUUCAACCGGUCAAUCGAUGGAGUUACGUGGCCCCCGUCACUGCAGCAGCUUUCCCUCGGGGAGAAUUUUGAUCAGUCGAUUGGCAAACACUUCAACCACCCCGUUGUUAUAGCCACGUGGCCAAUGUCCCUGCAAAAUAUUUCGCUCGGGUUCGCGUUUAACCAGUCCAUCGCCGACGUCGAGUGGCCUGGAUCCCUUCAAAAGUUGGAUUUGGGCGAGCUAUUCAAUCAACCAAUCGCUGAAGCGACGCUGCCGGCCAACCUCCAGCAGCUGCGGUUCGGGUCGUUGGGUUCCCACUUCAACCAGCCUGUGGACAGGGUCCGUUGGCCUGCGUCACUGCGAUCGCUUGAGUUUGGGAUAUCCUUCAACCAGGUACAGCGUGUAGUGGCGACGGUUUAA
Molecule: messenger RNA, 1116 nt
Organism: Ectocarpus sp. CCAP 1310/34
Lineage: Eukaryota; Phaeophyceae; Ectocarpales; Ectocarpaceae
Source: the annotation of a GenBank genome assembly